AUGGGUGUGUCGUCGCAAAAUUGCUGCCUCUUAAUUCCAUCACCAGCUAAUAGGAAGUCAUUAACACUUCGCUCUAUACUUUAUCCUCCAAUCUUCACCUGCGAGGAUCCGCAAUACAAAAUCCGAAUUGUGUCGUAUGCUCCUCUGUUCAUUCAUAUCGAGAACCUCAUUACGGUUACCGAGAGAUAUGCGCUUGUAAAACUCUCAGCGACGGUUCAAGCCUUCGAAACGAUUUCAAAAGACUCAAGCCAGUCAGUCAUAAGUCCCGGACGGACAAGUUCCACCACAUUCCUGCCCAGAUUAGACAGGACUGUGCAAUGCCUAAUAAAUCGUGCUUCAGAAUUCCAAGGUUACAAAACUACAACUCAAAUUGAGGGCCUCCAAGUUGUAAGGUACAUCGAAAAUGAAGACUAUCAGCCUCAUUUUGAUAGGGAUAUCCGAAACAAUAUGACAAGUCGCCCUCAACGUCACACGACGUUCUUUGGCUUUCUUGAGGCUGAUUGUGAGCACUGUGGGACGCAUUUUCCAGGACUUUCAAUCAAGUGGGACGUGGAAGACGAAAGGUUGUGUGAGUUUUUUGAGUGUGGGGUUACAGAUGGCAUUAUAUUCAAGGCUGUGUCUGGGAGCGCUCUCUUUUGGAGGAAUCUUUUGGAUAACGGGACAGGCGAUGUCAGGACGCCUCAUGCGGGACUCCCAGUCUCCAAGGGGGUAAAGCUGGGGUUAAAUAUUUGGACAGGAAAGUGA
Talaromyces proteolyticus is the source of this 744-nucleotide messenger RNA. RefSeq lists its product as uncharacterized. Gene Ontology annotation, molecular function: iron ion binding; procollagen-proline 4-dioxygenase activity; L-ascorbic acid binding. The transcript has 3 exons. Gene Ontology annotation, cellular component: endoplasmic reticulum. The coding region runs from base 1 to 744 and encodes 247 amino acids. Gene Ontology annotation, biological process: peptidyl-proline hydroxylation to 4-hydroxy-L-proline. NCBI's taxonomy places the organism in Eukaryota, Fungi, Ascomycota, Eurotiomycetes, Eurotiales, Trichocomaceae. The record is from RefSeq and is a predicted model, not a curated record.